CCCUGCUCUCGCGUCUGCGGGAGGGGCUGGAGCGGAGGCGGAGGACCCGCCGCGGGUUGGGGGGACGCAGAUCCGGGCCGAACUGCAGCUUCCUCCUGGAGGAGCUGCAUUUCCAGCCACCUCCGCAGCCCUGCCCUCGCGCGCCGAGCCGUUCCGGCGGUGCCGCUGGAGGCGCGGAGCCCGCCCGGCGCGCCCAGCCCUGCAGCUCCGGCCGGGGCGGAGGCCUCCGGACCGCGGAGAUGCGGGGCGGGGGCAGGGCGCGGGGAUUACGGUGGGAUCAUGGCAGGGCUGGGCUCCGAUCCCUGGUGGAAGAAAACCCUUUACUUGACCGGGGGAGCUUUGCUGGCCGCAGCUGCGUAUCUGCUCCACGAACUCCUGGUCAUUAGGAAACAGCAGGAGAUUGACUCCAAAGAUGCUAUUAUUUUGCAUCAGUUUGCAAGACCUAACAAUGGUGUCCCCAGUUUAUCUCCGUUCUGCUUGAAAAUGGAAACUUAUUUAAGGAUGGCUGACUUACCCUAUCAGAACUAUUUUGGUGGAAAACUCUCUGCUCAAGGAAAAAUGCCUUGGAUUGAAUAUAAUCAUGAAAAAGUUUCUGGGACAGAAUUCAUAAUUGACUUUCUGGAAGAGAAGCUUGGAGUGAAUUUAAACAAAAACCUUGGUCCUCAUGAAAGAGCCAUCUCCAGGGCAGUGACUAAGAUGGUGGAGGAGCAUUUCUACUGGACCUUAGCUUAUUGCCAGUGGGUGGACAAUCUCAAUGAGACCCGGAAGAUGCUCUCUCUUAGUGGUGGCGGUCCCUUCAGUAACCUGCUGAGGUGGGUCGUGUGCCACAUAACGAAAGGAAUCGUGAAACGCGAGAUGCACGGCCACGGCAUUGGCCGCUUCUCAGAGGAAGAGAUUUACAUGCUGAUGGAGAAGGACAUGCGGUCGUUAGCGGGGCUUCUGGGUGAUAAGAAGUACAUCAUGGGGCCCAAGCUUUCCACUCUCGACGCCACUGUGUUUGGACACUUGGCACAGGCAAUGUGGACCUUACCUGGGACGAGACCUGAGCGGCUGAUAAAAGGUGAGCUGAUCAAUCUGGCCAUGUACUGUGAGAGGAUAAGGAGGAAAUUCUGGCCCGAGUGGCACCAUGAUGAUGACAAUACCAUCUAUGAGUCCGAGGAGAGCAGUGAAGGCAGCAAAACGCACACGCCCCUGCUGGAUUUCAGCUUUUACUCAAGGACAGAGACCUUUGAAGAUGAGGGAGCAGAGAACAGUUUUUCCAGGACCCCAGAUACAGAUUUCACUGGACACUCACUCUUUGAUUCUGACGUGGACAUGGAUGACUACACAGACCAUGAACAGUGCAAGUGAUGUUUGGCCUCGCUGACCCUCUUCUGUUGGAGCUACCCCUCCCUGGGGUUGGUCCAGCUUCCCAGGUAGAAAUCCCUCCGAGCUGGGAGGAGGUCAUCGUGCUUGGCACAGUUCUCCCAGACUAACUGGACUAGAGCAGCCUUAUUUCUUUUGUUUUUGUACAAAUAAAACACAGAACCAUUCCAAUGGCUCCAUUGAAAACAAACAGGCAAAAAAAAAAAAAAAGUCAGCAUGGUUUCUGAAGUCCAUUUUUGUUUUCAUUAGAAAACUAACAUUGUGUGGUAGAGCAGGUGCAAGAGCGGGUCACCCACAGACUGUGGUGACAUUGAUCCCCUUCAACCCGAGGGCUUGGUUGUGAGAUGGAUUCUUGAACAUCCUUCAUGCAGCAGGGUUCAAAGUCAUGGAAGAGGUCAUCAGAAGAAAUGUAGGACAUCAGUGUUCUAAGGUGGCUGCUUGUAUUUUAUGUGUGUCUAUUGUAUAUUGAGAUACAAGUCAAAUAAAAUCCAUAGGUAUUCAGUGAA
Phacochoerus africanus (Common warthog) is the source of this 1871-nucleotide messenger RNA. RefSeq names its product failed axon connections homolog, metaxin like GST domain containing (gene FAXC). NCBI's taxonomy places the organism in Eukaryota, Metazoa, Chordata, Mammalia, Artiodactyla, Suidae. The coding region runs from base 280 to 1350 and encodes 356 amino acids. The record is from RefSeq and is a predicted model, not a curated record. Gene Ontology annotation, cellular component: cytoplasm. The transcript is spliced from 7 exons.